GAAAGCCUUCCCCUCCGAGCCCUUCCUACAGACCUGAACCGACGGAGAACGCUCUCAGCCCCUUCGGAGACAGUGUCUACAGACAGGAGGCGUACUACGAACGACUAGAACCUGGAACUCAGUGCAAGCCAAAAUCUUUGUUCUCGGCUGAACUUCCGGUCACACAGGUCAUCACCAACAUGGCUCUCGAAGCUGAGGCUAAGCGCAUGGUUGCGCAGUUUGAAUACACUGCCGAAGAUGUGAACAAAGGAGUGAAAGAGUUCAUACGGGAAAUGGAGGAAGGCCUAGAAAAGCAAGGAGCCAUGAUGAGCCAGAUUCCAACAUAUGUCACCUCAGUACCCAACGGCACAGAAAAGGGUGUAUAUCUUGCAGUCGACCUAGGCGGAACCAACUUCCGAGUGUGCUCCAUCACUUUGCACGGGAAUCAAUCGUUCUCGCUACAACAAUCGAAAGUACCCGUUCCCCGAACACUGAUGGAAGCCAAGACUUCGCACGAGCUAUUCCACUUCCUUGCCAAACAGAUAGAGGCUUUCCUCAAGGCACAUCACAAGGACCAUUUCGAGAAGCACCGAAAGGAUGGGGUGGUGGAGGAGGAGUUCUUCGACCUCGGGUUCACCUUCAGCUUUCCCGUCAACCAAGUAGGCAUCAAUAAAGGACAUCUUAUGCGGUGGACGAAAGGUUUUGAUAUCCAAGAGGCAAUCGGCCAGGAUGUUUGUGGGCUGCUACAAAAAGAGAUUGACGCCUUGGGACUUCCAGUUCGAGUCGCGGCACUUGUUAACGAUACAGUAGGAACCUUGAUGGCCAGAUCGUACACGUCUCCAGGCAAGCACAAGACUCUGAUUGGUGCUAUCUUCGGCACUGGCACAAACGGUGCCUAUGUCGAAAAGCUUGAAAAGGUGAAAAAGAUGAAGGCUAUCGAAGAAGCAGAGGGCGGCAAAGCCAACUAUGACAGUUCCACGGGGUUAAUGGUCAUCAACUCGGAAUGGGGUAGCUUCGACAACGCGUUGAAAGUGCUUCCCAACACCCCAUACGACAUUGACCUGGAUCGAGAAUCGGUAAAUCCCGGCAUUCAAAUGUUCGAGAAGCGUGUAUCAGGCAUGUUUCUAGGAGAGAUUCUCCGACGGGCACUACUGAGCCUGCACGAACAUCCAGACGAGGGCAUUGCAUUGUUUAAGGACGCGUCCUCGCACGACAACGAUAUUAGAAGUACCACUACCGUGGGCGAGGACAGUGCUCUGUUUAAGCAAUGGGGCAUUGAUACCUCUUUUCUUUCGAUCGUGGAAGAAGACCAGUCCGACCAUCUGCGCAUCACCAAGCAGACGCUGGAAAAGGAAUUGAAGAUUGAGGCUGCAUCAACUGAAGAUUGUGUAGCAGUCAAGAUGUUGGUCCAUGCCAUUGGCAAACGAGCAGCCAGACUCAGUGCUGUUGCACUUGGUGGUGUGGUUCUCGCGACAAACAAGCUGCAGGAAGAGGAGAUGGUAGAUAUCGGCGUGGAUGGCAGCUUGGUUGAGUACUAUCCUGGCUUCGAAGAGUACAUUCGUGAAGCAUUCAGAGAGACUGAAGGUAUUGGCGAAGAUGAGAAGCGCAUAAGAAUAGGGCUGGCAAAGGAUGGCAGCGGACUGGGUGCUGCUCUUAUUGCUCUGGUGGCGCACAAUUCGGAUCAGCCGUUGUAGUAGGUUGGCUCCCAUCUUCCGCCAAAGAGACGACCAAAUGUUGCAUUUACAUAAUUGAUAACGAGCUUUCAAAAGCGAGAGUACAUGGCUUUAAUCAUGCAUGGGACGAUUGCAUUCUAAGAAUUGUUGGUUGCGAACAGUUUUUGGCUGAAGUCUUGGGGUGACGGAUAUAAUUUAUAUUCAAGAGUCAUCGAAUUCUAACUUACGACAUA
This is a messenger RNA of Exophiala viscosa, 1885 nucleotides long. RefSeq names its product hexokinase. Bases 180 to 1673 code for a protein of 497 amino acids. Gene Ontology annotation, molecular function: fructokinase activity; glucokinase activity; D-glucose binding. Gene Ontology annotation, cellular component: cytosol; mitochondrion. Gene Ontology annotation, biological process: glucose 6-phosphate metabolic process; glucose metabolic process; glycolytic process. Lineage: Eukaryota; Fungi; Ascomycota; Eurotiomycetes; Chaetothyriales; Herpotrichiellaceae. The record is from RefSeq and is a predicted model, not a curated record. The transcript has 2 exons.